Haemonchus placei is the source of this 1556-nucleotide messenger RNA. The record is from the annotation of a GenBank genome assembly. NCBI's taxonomy places the organism in Eukaryota, Metazoa, Nematoda, Chromadorea, Rhabditida, Trichostrongylidae.
GUGUGGUAAUCAUCAUAAAGGAAUUGGAGGACGAAAGCACAAUCUCUAUCGAUGGACCUUGCAGGUAUCUGCGAAAAUGCCCAUGGUUUGGCCACCAUCAACGCGCUCAUCUCAACUCAAUCCGAAUGCCAAUCCAUUCCAACCAGCCUACCAGCGAUCACAACCUCUUCCCCAGUAAGUGUUCACUACUGGUUAGGGAUACAAUUCUUCGUAGACCCUCGUCUACCUGCUGUUGUGCAGAAAGGUCCUUGGGCUGCUUUCACUUUCCGCUCCCACAGAAUUUCACCUCCCGUAGGAAGGAAUGUCAUGUGUCGGGUUUUCUUCAGUUUCUCUUGCCACCUUGUUUUUGAAUUUUUAUUUUGUCUACGAUACAUGCUUCCUCGCUUUCCUCGGAAAAGACGCUCUCUUGCUCCUUUUUCUCAUGGCAAUCCUUUUCUUAUCGUUUCUUUUGUUCUGUUGUGAUUGAGGAUACGCAGAAAGGUCCAGUCACGAUAGAAUUGGAUUCUAGAAACUUUAAUAAUUGAUGUCGCCGUAACUGCUUAGUCUAUCCCAUCACUCUACUGCUUUGCUAUAGUGUAGUGCAGAUUCGCUAGCAGCGUGCCGUCAUUCCUAGAGGGUUGUGUCGAAGCGCUGCAUGUCCUUACAGAACCCCUUAUCAAAAAAGUUUUCAGAGCACAUCGGUCGUCUCAACCAGCUAUUGUCAAUCCUUUGCCAGUCAAAAGUACGGGUAAGGCUGGCCGUUUUCAUCAAAGUUCGCUGGACGACCCUCAUAGAUGGUAAAUACCAAUAGUUAUGCAACCGAGCCCCUUUUUUCAGCGGUGAGCUUCCGACGCUUAUGCUUUGCCAUCGACAAUGCGAAUAAUCGAUUUAAGACUGUUGCUUCCGAUACGGAGACAAGUGUGGAACCAGAGAAAAAGCCACAGCUACUGGAUAGUAUGGCUGGGAUCCUCAAGUAUGUUAUACUUGGACAAUGUGUAGCGACAAACUUGAAUCUGCAAUAAUGUUUUUCCUGCAGGAUAAGGGUAAGGAGAGGGGUAGGGGGAAGGGAAGGACAGGGAAGGGAAGAGGGAGGAGAUAGAGUUUUCUUCGGGGAAGUCUUCCCAUUGGAGGCUGGUAUUAACGUUAUUUAGUUCACAAUAACGAGUUCUCUGGACGACCAUCUGGCUCUUACAGUAUUUCGGCCAUGUGUCCUGACUCGAACGUUUGGGCAUGAAGCAAAUGGCUAGAUAGCAUGUGUUUGCUGCGGAUCUACGCGACUAAGGAACUUAUUCGAAUGCCGUUACUGCGGUACUGAACAACAUUGAGCGACGAAUGAAGAGAGUGGCGAUAUCCCACUUAAAAAUAUGACUUCAAUAACUGUUGACAGAGUUGAAGGACUCGUAGAAGAUUGUGCCAGGAUCACUCUGGUACAAUCUUCUGGCUAUGUGUCAUAUGCCUCCCCUCCUGUAAGGCUUUGUGACUGGAAAUCGGUGGAGAAUAUACUUCAGCUCUAUGAGAGACGCUUGCCACUCGCGUUUGCGAAUAUACGAUUGAAUCUGAUCCUAAGCUGGCGCUGA